Exophiala spinifera is the source of this 1131-nucleotide messenger RNA. RefSeq lists its product as uncharacterized. The record is from RefSeq and is a predicted model, not a curated record. The transcript is spliced from 2 exons. Bases 1 to 1131 code for a protein of 376 amino acids. NCBI's taxonomy places the organism in Eukaryota, Fungi, Ascomycota, Eurotiomycetes, Chaetothyriales, Herpotrichiellaceae.
AUGGCUGAUCCGCUGAGCGUGAGUGCUGGUUUACUGGCCGUCAUCACGGCUGCAAUCCAAUCUAGCAAAGCCCUCUACGACACAGUUCGGAGUUUCCAAAACCAUCGGCGGGCUGUUGUUUGUCUGCUGGAUGAAUUAGCCGCUCUCAAUCAAGUUCUCCAAUCUCUACAAUCGCUUGUUGUUUCCAAUGCGAGCGCGUUCACUUCAUUGAAGCUUCCCCUGGAACGAUGCAGUCAAGCAUGCUCGGACUUUGAGGGGCUGCUGAUCAAAUGUAGCAAGCACUCGGGAGGUGCUAGAACCAGUUUUAGAGAUUGGGCGAGACUGAAAUACAUGGGGAACGACGUGAACGGCUUCACCAACAUGAUCGCAGGGUACAAAAGCACCAUCUGCAUCGCCCUUGCCGAUGCAAAUCUGCAUUCUACUUCUGUCACUUUAAAGGUGCUCAAUGAGUAUAAAGAUUUGGUCCAAAGUACCACCCAAGAUCUGGAGGAUCAUCUCAAGGACAUUGACGCAAAACUUCAAAGUCAUGCGAGUGACGCCGAACAAGCCUCCGAAACUAUGCAGCUCGACAUACAGCGGAUCAAGAACGAGAAAGGGAACGUUGAAAUGUGUCUCCAAUUCUGCAACGAAGUACUGUCUCACAUCAAUGAAAUGCACUUUCCGCCGAUCGUCGGUCAGGGGAAGGCGACUGAGCGUUCUAGCCCCGUUCUUCAGGCCAGAGACUUCACGCGGGCGGAGACCAUAACAUUGUCGGGGCUGAGAGUAUGUAGCGAUGCGCUCUCCGAGACCAUCAAACACCUCCACUCUGAGCGAGAUUCCAGUAGUUUGGAAAAUGAUACGGCCGUGGAGGAUCCGGGAGCAGGCGUUCAAACGCUCGAAGGCGAGUUCAAGAGCGCCAAAAGGUUACUGGAGAUCUGCAACGGUGCAGCUGGAAGGGCCUCAGAGAAGCGUGUACACGUCGUGGAGGAUAUGAGGGUGGGCCACGAUGGGCAACAGCUAUUCGUUUCCACCCUUGGUGACCUUUUCGACAUUAAAGGAGUCUCUGCAGGAGAUCGGGCAAUUCAGUUCGUCGGUUCUGUCUCAGACAGAACUCUCCAACAAUACUUCACUACUCAAACCCAACGUCACUGA